AUGGCGUCGAACGGCAUCGACGGCGCUGAAGCCCAAUGGCGAGCUCAAUUCGAGGCCAUGAAGGCUGCUCUUUCUAGCCUUAACCUCUCUGCCGACACGAAGCCCACAGAGUUAGAUUUUGACGACGACUACGAAGGCUAUUCUUCCGGAAAUGCCGCUCAGGAUGUGUGGGACUUCAUUUCUGACGACGAUGACGACUACAGCAGCGAUCAGCUGGACGGUCCCGACGGUUUCGCCCAGGCAGAAGAGUUCGGCGCCGACUGGUUCGUCGGUAAAUGCUCCGAGGUUGCGGCAAAGAAUGGCCUUUCCAGUGACGCCUUCCAAAACCAGGUCCUCGGAGUAUUGACCCUCGACAGAGGUGAGGAUGAGGUUCAGUCACAGCUCACCGAUCUCGUCGGUUUCGACGACCUUGAAUUCAUCAUCGAGCUCCUCGCUCACCGCAGCAGUAUCGUCACUGCCGUCACGUCCCAGGGCACCCAGGAGGGCUCUGGCGGGCGGAGACUCCUGUCCAAGGCGGAGCGGGAUGAAGCUCUUCGCAGGAAAGACUACGAACACAAGACGGCUGUACUCGCCCCUCAUGUCAACCGAGAGAACGAGUACCCGCACGUGUACAAGGCACACUCCGCGAAUAACAGCCUGAGCCACUCGGGCCGCAAGUACGCGUUGCCUGAGGGUAGCAAGAGGGAUAUCUUCGAAAAGUAUGAGGAGUACUCGAUUCCUGCCGGAAAGAAGGGCACGCUGGGUCCUGGACGAAAACUCGUCAACAUUGCCGACAUGGACGGCCUUUGCCGGGCCACCUUCAAGGGCUACAAGUCCCUCAACCGCAUGCAGAGUCUCGUGCAUCCUGUGGCGUACAAGACGAACGAGAACAUGCUCAUUUGUGCACCUACUGGUGCUGGUAAAACAGAUGCUGCUAUGCUCACCAUCCUGCAGACUAUCGGCCAUUAUUGCACACCUAACCCUAUCGAAACCCCGUCGGUCACUGACUUCGCCGUCAACUCGGCCGACUUCAAGAUUGUCUACGUCGCGCCCAUGAAAGCCCUGGCCGCCGAGAUUACCGACAAGCUGGGCAAGCGCCUGGCAUGGCUUGGCAUCAAGUGCCGCGAAUACACCGGUGACAUGCACUUGACUAAAUCCGAGAUUGUACAGACCCAGAUCAUCGUGACAACCCCUGAAAAAUGGGACGUUGUUACGCGUAAGGGCACGGGCGACACUGAGCUGGUGCAGAAGGUGAGGCUUCUCAUCAUUGAUGAGGUCCACAUGUUACACGAUGAGCGUGGUGCCGUUCUCGAAUCCCUUGUCGCCCGAACGGAGCGUCAGGUCGAGAGCACCCAAUCUCUCAUCCGCAUUGUUGGUCUCAGUGCCACGCUGCCCAAUUACAUCGACGUCGCCGACUUCCUCAAGGUCAACCGCUACAUGGGUUUGUUCUAUUUCGACGCGUCAUUUCGCCCCGUUCCGCUUGAGCAGCACUUCAUCGGUGUGAAGGGCAAGGCUGGGUCGAAACAAUCCAAAGAGAACCUCGACAACGUGGCCUUCGACAAGGUCAAGGAGAUGCUGGAGCAGGGACACCAGAUCAUGGUGUUCGUACAUUCCCGCCGAGAUACAUACAUGUCGGCCAAAAUGCUGCACGAGAAGGCGGUUGACCAGUUCUGCCUGGACCUUUUUGACCCUAGUGGCCAUCCGAAGUACGAAAACGCCGUCCGCGAUAUGAAAUCGUCCAAGGCAAAGGACCUUCGCGAACUCAUCCCCAAAGGUCUGGGUAUUCAUCACGCCGGUAUGGCCCGAUCCGACAGGAACUUGAUGGAGCGCCUCUUCGGAGAGGGUGUCAUCAAGGUCCUUUGCUGUACGGCCACUUUGGCUUGGGGUGUCAACUUGCCAGCCGCAGCUGUCAUUAUCAAGGGAACCCAGGUGUACAGCGCCCAGGACGGCAAGUUUGUCGACCUGGGAAUUCUCGACGUCCUACAAAUCUUUGGUCGUGCUGGUCGACCUCAGUUUGAGGACACUGGUAUUGGCAUGAUCUGCACGACGCUCGAUCGCCUCCCGCACUACCUUACAGCUGUCACGGAACAGCAGCCCAUCGAAUCCAAGUUUUCGUCAAAACUUGUGGACAACUUGAACGCCGAAAUUUCCCUGGGUACCGUCACGUCGAUUCCCGAGGCCGUUCAGUGGAUUGGCUAUUCCUAUCUUUUUGUCAGAAUGCAGCGGAGCCCCAUGACCUACGGUAUCGAAUGGGCGGAAAUUAGGGACGACCCGACUCUCGUCCAGCGACGUCGAAAGUUGGCGAUCCAGGCGGCGAAAACACUCCAACAGAGUCAGAUGAUCAUAUUCAACGAGGUGACGGAGGAGCUGCGCAGCAAGGACAUUGGACGCAUUGCCAGCCAAUUCUAUAUCCUCCACACCAGCGUGCAAAUCUUCAACACCAUGAUGCAGCCGCAUGCGACGGAGGCGGAUGUUCUGAAAAUGAUGAGCAUGAGCGGCGAGUUCGAUAACAUUCAGUCCAGAGACAGCGAAGCGAAGGAGCUGUCAUACCUCAAGGACAACGUAGUGCCUUGUGCGGUCGGUGAGGGUAUCGACACGCCCCAGGCCAAGACAAAUAUUCUUCUACAAGCGUAUAUCUCGCGGGCGCAGAUGGAAGACUUUGCGCUUGGCAAUGAUCUCAACUACGUGGCGCAACAGUCUGGACGUAUCUGCAGAGCGCUGUUCAUGAUCGCGCUCAACAGGAGAUGGGGACACCAGUGUCUGGUGCUUCUUACUCUAGCAAAGUCUAUUGAGAGGCGUAUCUGGCCAUUCCAGCAUCCCCUUCAUCAGUUCGACUUGGCCAAGUCGGUUCUAAACCAGCUUGACGCCAAGGCAAAUCUCACAAUCGAGGCCAUGCGAGACAUGGAUCCAGCGGAGAUUGGUGGUCUUGUUCACAACCAGGCUGCUGGUAAGAACAUCUCACGGAUACUGAGCAACUUCCCUACGGUUAGCAUUGAGGCAGAGAUUGCUCCCUUGAACCGCGAUGUGUUGCGGAUUAGGCUGUUCAUCACACCUGACUUCCGAUGGAAUGACCAUGUCAAUGGCACCUCCGAAUCGUACUACAUCUGGGUCGAGAACUCGGAAACAUCCGAGAUUUACCAUCACGAAUUCUUCAUUCUGAGUCGCAGGAAGCUCAACGACGACCACGAACUCAACUUCACCAUUCCCCUGUCCGAUCCUCUCCCCACGCAGAUCUAUGUUCGGGCCGUGUCCGACCGGUGGCUCGGUGCUGAGACGGUGACACCAGUCUCAUUCCAACACCUGAUCCGUCCUGACACUGAGAGCUUCUAUACCGAUCUGCUGAAUCUACAGCCGCUCUCUAUCUCGGCGCUGAAGAAUCCUGCCCUGGAGGAGAUUUAUGCGCAACGAUUCCAAUACUUCAACCCCAUGCAGACGCAAAUCUUCCACACGCUUUACAACACCCCCGCCAACGUCCUUCUCGGGUCCCCCACGGGCAGUGGCAAAACAGUGGCAGCCGAGCUCGCGAUGUGGUGGGCUUUCAAGGAGCGUCCUGGAUCCAAGGUCGUUUAUAUCGCGCCAAUGAAGGCACUUGUUCGUGAACGAGUCAAGGAUUGGGGCGCCCGGCUGGCGAAGCCUCUCGGGUUGAAGCUCGUCGAACUGACUGGUGACAACACUCCCGACACUCGCACCAUCAAGGACGCCGAUGUGAUUAUUACCACGCCCGAAAAGUGGGAUGGUAUCUCUCGUAGCUGGCAGACCCGUGGCUACGUCCGACAGGUCAGCUUGGUCAUCAUUGACGAGAUUCACCUUCUCGCGGGUGAUCGAGGUCCGAUUCUGGAAAUUAUCGUUUCCCGAAUGAACUACAUUGCAGCUUCUACCAAGAACUCUGUCCGCCUACUGGGCAUGUCGACAGCUUGCGCGAACGCUUCUGACCUGGGCAACUGGCUCGGCGUCAAGGAGGGCCUGUUCAACUUUCGACACUCUGUGCGCCCUGUUCCCUUGGAGCUAUACAUUGACGGGUUCCCUGAGGUGCGGGGCUUCUGUCCGUUGAUGCAGUCGAUGAAUAGACCGACGUUUCUCGCUGUUAAGACUCACAGUCCUGACAAGCCUGUCAUUGUCUUCGUGCCAUCCCGAAGACAGACGCGCCUUACGGCCAAGGAUCUCAUCAAUCUGUGUGGUAUGGAGGACAACCCUCGGCGGUUCCUCCACAUGGACGAAGAAGACCUGCAGUUGAAUCUUACGAGGGUCAAGGACGAGGCUCUCAAGGAGGCCAUCAGCUUCGGUAUUGGCCUCCAUCAUGCUGGUCUGGUCGAGUCGGACCGACAGCUCGCCGAAGAGCUGUUCCUCAACAAUAAGAUCCAGAUUCUCGUGGCGACGAGCACCCUCGCUUGGGGUGUCAAUCUGCCAGCGCACCUGGUUGUCGUCAAAGGCACGCAGUUCUAUGACGCCAAGAUCGAGGGAUACAAGGACAUGGACCUUACGGAUGUAUUGCAGAUGCUGGGACGCGCAGGACGUCCACAGUUCGACAAUUCGGGCGUAGCUCGCAUCUUCACGCAAAACGCCAAGAAGGACUUUUACAAGCACUUCCUUCAUACUGGCUUUCCUGUCGAGUCGUCACUUCACACGGUGUUGGACAACCAUUUGGGUGCCGAAGUUUCGGCCGAGACCAUUGUCACCAAGCAGGAUGCGCUUGACUACCUCACAUGGACCUUCUUCUUCCGUCGACUACACAAGAACCCAUCAUUCUACGGGCUGGAGAUUUCGGCCGAAGAUCAUAAUAGCACGGCGGCGCAACGUCUGGCCAACGACUUUAUGAUUGAGAUGGUAGAGAAGUCGCUUGGCGAGCUCGCUAAGUCGAGCUGUGUCGAAGUGUACCCUAACGGCGACGUCGACUCAACACCACUCGGCAAGAUCAUGUCGUACUACUAUCUCUCCCAUCUGACGAUCAGGCUUCUCGCCAAGUACGCGGCGCCGAACGCAUCGUUCCUCGACGUGCUCUCGUGGAUGUCCCGCGCGACCGAGUACGACGAGCUCCCCGUGCGUCACAACGAGGACCUCAUCAACGCAGAACUCUCCCGAAAUCUGCCCCUUCCCGCGACGGCCUUCAACAUGCCCAUGUGGGACCCGCACGUCAAGUCCUUCCUGUUACUCCAGGCGCACUUUUCCCGCGUCAACCUGCCCAUCAGCGAUUACGUCGGCGAUCAAACAUCCGUUCUCGACCAGGCCAUCCGUAUCAUCCAGGCAUCGAUCGACGUGCUCGCCGAGCUGGGCUACCUGUCGAGCUGCCUGCAAAUGAUGGCUCUCCUCCAGUCCGUAAAGUCCGCCCGAUGGCCCACCGACCCCGCCGCCUCCAUCCUGCCCGGCGUCGAUGCCGAGUCGCCCGUCAUCAAGGAGGCCGACCGCAAGCUGCCUCUCGCGGCCAUCACGGCCCUUCCGCAGGCGAAGCUCUCGCAGCUCGCGGCGCGUCUCGGCGUCUCCAGCUCGCAGCAGCCACGCUUCCUCAAAGCCGCCGCUGCCCUGCCAAACGUCAAGGUCUCCAUCCCGGACAUAACAGCCCAGGGCGCCACCAUCGAGCUGCGCCGGCUCAACGCCAUCACCGAGCGCGAGGCGCGCAUCUACGCGCCCCGCUUCCCCAAGCCGCAGACGGAAGGCUGGUUCGUCGUCGUCGGCGACGUGGCCAAGGACGAGGUGCUCGCCGUCAAGAGGGUCGGCUGGGCGCCGCCGCGGGGCAAGAACGCCAGGCCCGGAGCGGCGGGCGUCGAGAUGGGCUCGAGGCCGACGGCCAAGGCGAGCAUCAAGCUGCCGGAGAGCGUGCAGGGGAGGAAGGUCGACGUGCUGGUGGUGAGCGACGCCUAUGUCGGAUUGGAGUAUCGGGUUCUCGGCGUCGAUGUGCCGGCGCCGCCGGUGGUGGAUGAUGAUGUUGACAAGGGGAAGAAGGCGGCUGCUGCUGCUGGGCCUGCUUAG
This is a messenger RNA of Verticillium nonalfalfae, 5943 nucleotides long. RefSeq lists its product as uncharacterized. The coding region runs from base 1 to 5943 and encodes 1980 amino acids. The transcript is spliced from 3 exons. The record is from RefSeq and is a predicted model, not a curated record. Gene Ontology annotation, molecular function: ATP hydrolysis activity; nucleic acid binding; ATP binding. NCBI's taxonomy places the organism in Eukaryota, Fungi, Ascomycota, Sordariomycetes, Glomerellales, Plectosphaerellaceae.